Messenger RNA from Ceutorhynchus assimilis (cabbage seed weevil), 1611 nucleotides. Lineage: Eukaryota; Metazoa; Arthropoda; Insecta; Coleoptera; Curculionidae. The record is from the annotation of a GenBank genome assembly.
UCGCGCCCUUCGAGCCAUUCGGAACGUUUUUAUCAAGGGCUGAUUUCUAUUUUUCGUGAAAAUUCUAAAAAUUGGAAAAUCUGCUGACGUCAAUAAACGAAAGAUAUUUUCAACCAAAAAAAUGUCCCAUCAUCUUUAACCUCCUCUUCUACUGAUGUGACGUAUUGGGACAAAAACAAUUAAAAACUAUUUUCGUCAUACCUAAUAAUGAAACUGCAAGAUAUAGAGGACAGGCGCGUCGCGAUGCCUUUGAUCGCCGCUAUCGGCGUCGAGACGCACGUCCGAAUCAGUUCCUCGAUGGACUUUAAGUCGCGGGUGCGCGGUUGGUGGCGCGGUUUUCGCGUUAAGGCCGUUCUACAGCACGUCGGGUUGCUAGUGGUUUUAGCUGGAUACACAAUAAUCGGCGGAUUGGUUUUCAAGCAUUUCGAACAUCCAGCCGAACUGAAAAGAAUCAAAUAUUACAACGAGGCCCUCAACAUUACAAGACGAUGUUUGAUUGAAGCCAUAGUUAACAAUUCUGAUGCAGAAAAUCUUGAUUUUCUUGUGUCCAAUGAAUUAGAGAGUUAUGAAAUUGUUUUACAUGCAUCAUUCAAAGAUGGCUUCCCUCUACAUCCAGAAACUUCCAAAUGGACAACACUUAAAUCAGUAUUUUUUUGCUCUACAGUUCUAACAACAAUAGGUUAUGGCAAUAUAGUUCCAAUGACCAAAGAAGGCAAAAUCUUUUGUGUAGUAUUCGCCUUGGUAGGAAUACCUUUGACAAUGACGGUGAUUGCCGAUUGGGGAAGAUUGUUUGCUUCAACAGUUUCGGCUUUUGUAAGGAGAAUACCACCUUUGCCCAAAGCUUUAAGGAACGCUAUGGUUGCACGUAGGACUUCGUCCUACGCCCUUUCAGCAGUUUGUUUUCUUUUGGUUUAUUUGGCAGCAGGAGCUGCCGUCUUUGUCUUAUGGGAAGAAGACUGGAGCUUCUUUGAUGGGUUUUAUUUCUGUUUUAUUACAAUGACCACCAUAGGAUUUGGAGAUUUGGUUCCAAAACAACCCAAAUACAUGCUCCUCUGCACACUCUACAUCCUAGUAGGCCUGGCUCUAACUUCUACAAUAAUAGAGCUGGUGCGACGACAGUACGCUCAUUCAUGGAGGCAGCUACAAGCCCUAAGAGGCCCUUUAGCUGAGAAUUUCAGAAAACUAGCCGAAAACGCUCCCGGACUAGAUAUGAUGGCUUUUCAGCAAGAUUUAAUGAAAGUGUUGACAGUGGUGUCGAUGCCCAAAAGGAUCGGUAGCAGGAGGGACAAAAAGGCCAAACUGAAAGCGGAAAAAGAAUGGGAGGAGGCCCUGCAAGCUGUUAUCAAGGAUAUGACCAAGAAGGCUACCAGCAAGGAGCCCCAAGUUUUGCAAAUUGUUAUUUAUGAGAGUUCUGUGUAGAAUAUAAUAAAAAUCAACUUCUAAUUUGAAAUAUUAAUUCCCAAAAAUCCUGUUUUUAAAAGAGCUCUAUCUAGGCCUAUAAGCUGUUAGAAUGUAAAUUAUCUAAAAUUGAAUAUUAAAAAGCAGCUAGGUUAUGGGCCCAGGACAAUUUUAUAUUUCAACAAGUUUGAAAAAUUAGAAAACUCUUUAGAC